AAAAGAAGCAGGUGUAUGUGGAUAAGGUGGAGAAGAUGCAGCAAGCCCUUGUACAGCUCCAGGCAGCAUGUGAAAAACGCGAGCAGUUGGAGCAUCGUCUCCGGACACGGCUAGAGAGGGAACUGGAGUCCCUCAGGAUUCAGCAGCGCCAGGGCAACUCUCAGCCCACCAACGUUUCUGAAUACAAUGCCACAGCGUUGAUGGAGCUCCUCCGUGAGAAGGAGGAGAGGAUCCUGGCCCUGGAAGCCGAUAUGACUAAGUGGGAGCAGAAGUAUUUGGAGGAGAACGUGAUGAGACAUUUCGCUCUAGAUGCUGCCGCGACCGUAGCUGCUCAGAGGUAAGGAGCUGGCGGCCAGAGUCAC
Messenger RNA from Leptonychotes weddellii (Weddell seal), 362 nucleotides. The record is from RefSeq and is a predicted model, not a curated record. NCBI's taxonomy places the organism in Eukaryota, Metazoa, Chordata, Mammalia, Carnivora, Phocidae.